CGACAGCAGUUGGACCGUCAGCAGCUGAAAGGAACCAUGAUCCGUGCCUGCAUUGUUCUGGCUCUCGCCACCAGCGCUAUCGCUGGUCACGUCGGUGGCUACGGCCUCGGCUAUGGCCUCGGCGCUGGCUAUGGCCUCGGCGCUGGCUACGGCCUCGGCUAUGGCGUGAGCUCCUAUGGUCUUUCCCACGGCGUUGGCUACUCCGGUCUUGGUCUCGGCUACACCUACGCCCCAGCUGCCAGCUACGCCGUCGCUGCUCCAGCUGUUUCCCGUACCGUCUCCACCUACCACGCCGCCCCAGCCGUAACUACUGUCGCUCACGCUGCCCCAGUCGCUACCUACGCCGCUGCUCCAGCCGUGACCCGCGUCGCUACUGUUGCCCACGCCGCUCCAGUUGCCACCUACGCCGCUGCCCCAGCUGUGGCCACUUACGCCGCUGCUCCAGCAGUGACCCGCGUUGCCACCUACCAAGCUGCUCCAGUUGCCACCUACCACGCUGCUCCCGUCGCUACCUACGCUGCUGCUCCAGCCGUGACCCGCGUCGACACUGUUCACCACGCCGCUCCAGUUGCCACCUACGCCGCUGCUCCAGCUGUCGCCACCGUGGCUCACGCCCCAGUUGCCACCUACGCCACUGCCGUCCAUGCCGCCCCAGCUGUCGCCACCUACGCCGCUGCCCCAGCUGUCGCCACCUACGCUGCUGCUCCAGCCGUUACCCGCGUCGACACUGUUCACCACGCCGCUCCAGUUGCCACCUACGCCGCUGCUCCAGCUGUCGCCACCGUGGCUCACGCCCCAGUUGCCACCUACGCUACUGCCGUCCAUGCCGCCCCAGCUGUCGCCACCACCACCGUUGCCCACGCUGCCCCAGUUGUCGGUGCCUACCACGCAGCUCCAGUCUACGGCUACGGUGUUGGCAACCUCGGCUACGGUGUUGGCAGCUACGGCUAUGGCCACGGCCUCCUCGGCUACGGUCUGAACUACGGCUAUGGUCUUGGAUCUCCCUUCGACUACACCACCCUUCUCCGCAAGAAGAAGUAAACCGCUGCCCUAAAACCUGCCCCACUCAUCAAGUAAAGGAUGUAAAUGCAACAAAUUUAGGCCAUUUUUCAUCAUGUGGGUCGUUGCCACAGCACGAAAAAUGUGUUUUAAUAAAAUGUAGUAUUUUCAAUUUUA
Dermacentor andersoni is the source of this 1176-nucleotide messenger RNA. RefSeq lists its product as uncharacterized. The record is from RefSeq and is a predicted model, not a curated record. Lineage: Eukaryota; Metazoa; Arthropoda; Arachnida; Ixodida; Ixodidae.